Pteropus alecto (black flying fox) is the source of this 1784-nucleotide messenger RNA. It is a transcript of the gene PACRGL, whose product is annotated as parkin coregulated like. The record is from RefSeq and is a predicted model, not a curated record. Lineage: Eukaryota; Metazoa; Chordata; Mammalia; Chiroptera; Pteropodidae. The coding region runs from base 298 to 1065 and encodes 255 amino acids. The transcript is spliced from 9 exons.
GUCAAAGAGCGGCGCCGCCAGAUCCGGGGACCCCGCGAAGCCUCAUUUUUCUGAGUCUUGACUGCAGGCAGUGGGAUCCACGGCUGCUGGGCGAGGGGGCGCCGGUCAUAAACCCCACCUGGGGUGGCGGCUGGUGUGCGGAUCGCGGCAGGAGAGGGGCGCGGUAGGAACGGGCCUCCGGAGCCGUGGGCCGCGGGUACAGGGAUCCUUCAGUGCCGCCCGCGCGCUUUCGGCCAAGCAGCUUUCUCCCUGGCUUGUUACUAGGGCCGCCGGACUCCGUUGCUAAGGACCCUGGAGAUGCUGAGUAAAAGGGAAGCAAUGCAGAAACCAGAGUGCCAUGGAGAUGCACAGCUGAGAAACAGAGUGACAGGUAACUGUGAUCAAAGGACAUCAUCAAGUGCACAAAUAAAACAUGGGACUACAGUUCAGCGAAGUAAAUCCUCGUCAUCAACUAGUUCUCCAGAGUUUGCAAGAAAAGUUCAUCCUCGACCAAGUGAUAAACUUAACCCUAAAACAAUUAACCCAUUUGGUGAGCAGUCCCGAGCCCCUUCUGCAUUCGCAGCUAUUUACUCUAAAGGAGGUAUUCCUUGCAGAUUAGUCCAUGGUUCAGUGAAACACAGAUUACAGUGGGAAAGUCCUCCUGAAAAUCUUCCAUUCGACCCUCUUCUUAUUACUUUAGCUGAGGGUCUGAGAGAGACUAAGCAUCCAUACACCUUCGUGUCAAAAGAAGGUUUUAGAGAAUUGCUUUUGGUCCAAGGUGCUCCUGAAAAAGCUGUGCCUUUGCUUCCUAGACUGAUUCCUGUUCUAAAGGCAGCUCUGGUCCAUUCGGAUGAUGAGGUGUUUGAAAGAGGAUUGAAUGCUCUGGUACAGUUAAGUGUUGUUGUCGGUCCUUCUCUAAACGACCAUCUGAAACAUCUGCUUACAAGUCUUUCCAAGAGACUAAGAGAUAGAAGAUUUAAAGAGCCCGUCACCAGUGCAUUACAGAAGCUGGAGCUGCAUGGUGGGAGCGGAAGCCUUCUCAUCAUCAAAUCUAAAAUUCCAACAUAUUGCUCCAUAUGUUGUUGAAGAAAGGAGCCAACAGAAAUCUCACUAGCUGGUGACAAGUGUUAAGUGCUGACCAUAGUACCCUACGGAGCCUUUUCAGAUUCACUUUAGUUUAUUACUUUAUGAAUCACAGCCACCAUUCAUUGUUUACUAGUUUAAGAUGAAUAUACACAAUUCUACUGAAUCAUAGUAAAAGUUAAUUCAGCAAUGAUGGAAAGCUAUUAAAAAGUUCUAUAAUAGUACAAUUUUGUGGGUUUUAUUUUUUAUAUUUCUAUGGUUUGUGUGAACAACCAUUACUAAGUUUACAGUGGAUGUGUUUGUAUUUAUUUAUAUUUUCUAGUAGCUUUUAUUUAUAACAUUUGUUUUUCAGUUAGUAGCUGUACACUUAUUUCUAGACAUUUUGCCAUUUCUGGAUUUUAUAUUUAUCGAGGCUAUGAAAAUUUAAAAUAGUGGACAAACACUUGUGAAUUUGCUGUUAAUUAUUGUUUGUAAAUAUGUAUUUUAUAAUAUAGAAUGCUUGGAAAAUUUCUUUCCAGAGUAUUCUAGUUUAAGACUUUUUUUUUAAAUAUGUGAAUUUUCUUUUAAGUAUGUUGUUUGUUACAACUGUUAAAACUACCUAAAUUUUAGAUGUUAAUUGUAUUUCAGUAAAUGUUAUUUUUGUACUUCAUAGUCUGAAAAUACUGAGCAUAUUCAGUACAUGAAGAUAUUCAGAAAUUAAAAUCUUAAAACUCUUAAGUGUA